AUGAGCAUCGAGACAUCAGAGAGCCAGACUGCUCCAUUGGCAGCAACAUCUGCUACUGCAUCUGGAAAUAUCUCAGCCAAAGAGACCAUUCCACAAACAGAGACAUCAACAUCCGAAGAGAAAGAGAAAGACACAUCCCAAUCUUCAAUCUACUCUCCAGCGAACCUACUCUCAAGUCUCCUCUCCCCAUUCUCUUUCUCAAGCCCGUCUCCAAGCAACAACGAAAAAGAAAAAGAAAAAGAGACCAAAAAUCCAACUAAAAUAUCAAUCGAAACCCCAAUCUCAGACUCAACCACACAGCCAACCCCAGUACCAUAUUACACGCCCGAAGAAACACCUCUCUACAAAAUCCUCUACAAGACCCGUUUAACAAAAACCCGCACAAAACAACUUCUCCGCGCAGGAGAGCGAGCAUACAAUGACCCUCCACCUCCACCAGGACUGGGUGAUUGCUGUGGGAGUUCGUGUGAUCCUUGUGUAAGGGAUUUGUGGAAGCAAGAGAUUGGAAUUUGGAGGGAGAGAUGGGGGGAUUGGGGUAUUGAAGAAGGGGAAGGCGUUUUGAAGAAGAGUGAAAAGAAAGAAGAGAAAUUGGGGAAGAAGAAAGAGUUGGAAUGGUGA
Messenger RNA from Penicillium concentricum, 618 nucleotides. RefSeq lists its product as uncharacterized. NCBI's taxonomy places the organism in Eukaryota, Fungi, Ascomycota, Eurotiomycetes, Eurotiales, Aspergillaceae. Bases 1 to 618 code for a protein of 205 amino acids. The transcript has a single exon. The record is from RefSeq and is a predicted model, not a curated record.